AUGGUAGUGAUCAAAUCAUCAAAGCAAGAUGGUGCUGUUGCUGACCAUACCAUCGAUUUCCACUGCCAUCUUAUCUCAUUCCAGUGUUCGCAUGACGUUCUCGCGGGUCACGGUUGCACAGAUAAAUCGUCGGAUAAAAAGAACCCGGCCGAUGCCAGCAACUUAAGCGAGAUAAUGCCACUAGUGAAGAAGACGACAACAUCAUCUACCAGCGGCACUCUUGACACCUACUAUCCAAACACAAAAACUGGCAACGGGAAAGAGAUCAAAGCUGCUAAGUACCUUGAACGCUCCGCUCUUUAUAAACGAGUAGCUUGCAAUGGUUCGACGGGCUUCAUCUCAGUGUCGCUAUCCCUUGGAGUGGAACUCGCAAAUGUCUUGCUGUUCAAGUUCGGCGAAGGUCUGGAUGAUGAACUUUAA
Angiostrongylus costaricensis is the source of this 420-nucleotide messenger RNA. The record is from the annotation of a GenBank genome assembly. NCBI's taxonomy places the organism in Eukaryota, Metazoa, Nematoda, Chromadorea, Rhabditida, Metastrongylidae.